This is a messenger RNA of Labrus mixtus (cuckoo wrasse), 4841 nucleotides long. It is a transcript of the gene rnf24, whose product is annotated as ring finger protein 24. The record is from RefSeq and is a predicted model, not a curated record. Gene Ontology annotation, molecular function: ubiquitin protein ligase activity; zinc ion binding. Gene Ontology annotation, cellular component: endomembrane system. Lineage: Eukaryota; Metazoa; Chordata; Actinopteri; Labriformes; Labridae. The coding region runs from base 218 to 691 and encodes 157 amino acids. The transcript has 6 exons.
GCAGGCGGAGGUUGUUGAGGCUGCUGAGAGAGAGAAAGCAAACAGAGUCUGAAGUUGAAGCCAGUCUUCAGUGCGUUUUGGAACUGGGAAAAGAAAGGGCUAUGAUCCAAACAAGUCAACAGAAGACGACUCGCUCACAAUGCUCUCAAGGACAAUGUCAUAUCACUUCUAAAGGGCCUCUGUUAUCAAUCUUUGCAGACUUUUUCUGCUCCUCAGCAUGAAGGCGCCACUCGGACUAUCCAUGAGCUCCGAUUUCCCGCACUACAGUUUCAGGAUGCCAAAUAUAGGGUUCCAGAACCUUCCCCUUAAUAUCUACAUUGUGGUGUUUGGGACGGCCAUCUUUGUUUUCAUCCUCAGCCUCCUCUUCUGCUGCUACCUAAUAAGGUUACGGCACCAGGCGCACAAAGAGCUAUAUGCAUACAAACAAGUCAUUCAGAAGGAGAAAGUGAAAGAGCUAAAUUUGCAUGAGAUAUGUGCGGUGUGCUUAGAGGAGUUCAAACAGAAAGAUGAGCUGGGGAUUUGUCCGUGUAAACAUGCCUUUCAUAGGAAGUGCCUCAUUAAAUGGUUGGAGGUGAGGAAAGUUUGCCCGCUGUGCAACAUGCCCGUCCUGCAGCUCGCCCAGCAGGCCGGCAGCCCAGAUCCCCCGCCACAAACACAGCAGCCUCUGCCCGGGAUCGAGCACCUUGUUUAGCAGACUUGCACCCUUGUCAUACUUCACACAACAAAAACCCAGUCACACAUCCCAUUGCUCACACUCUCACCUGUACAGGUACACUUUGGUAUGAGUGUGUGGACAGAGCAGAGAAACUGCUCAGACUGUCACAACAAACGGUGAGUCUGCAGCCAUCGUUAACUCUUUUAUCCUUGCAGCGGUUCACAUGAGGACUCGUGAGACUCCAGAGGACUGUUUUUUUGUUGUUUCAUUUUUCCUUUUUCACGGACGAUGAAGAAGAGUUAACGUAGAAGAAGUUUCCUUCAAAAACAGUUUCACAACCAAAGCACUUUUCUGGGGACACCAGCUAAAGACCAGGAGAGGAAAAAAAAACGAGAAGCCAAGAACUACAAUAAACUAAAAUCCUUUUUUUUUUUUAGCAAGCACUUUAUGACAAGUCAAACCUUAAUUGCUUGUGAUCAUAGUAGCAAGAUCAUGUUUUAUAUAUUAUCAUUUAUUUUUAUUUCAAUGUACAGUACAAAGCCACAUAGGUUAAAAAGUUUGAUUUUUCAACAAAUAAUAAUAUCUGAAAGGGACAACAUGUUGGUAGAAAUCAGGACACAUGGACAAUUCUUUGUUUUGUGAUUGCACAAAAACACAUAAUGAAGCUCAAAGCAACCUCGAGACUUGAUGUCUGACUAAAUGUGAAAGGUUUGAAUGUUUUGAAACCCACCAUUUUUACACACUACGUUGAUAGAAAGGUUCCCUCCUCACUGUGUGUCACUCAUCUCAAUGUGAUUGUUUUUUUGUUUUCAAUACAGGAUGUUGAUAAAAUGAACAAAAUCUAUUUUAUUCUUACCUGGUAUAUAUACCAGGUUACCCCAGACAUUACUGAUGAUCUUCCUUUAUCAGAAAAACUUUCAGAAAAUCUGUGUUUCAAAGUAACUACAAAUCGUGUGAUUACUUAACCAGUAUUAUGGUGACACCUGAUGCUUUUUCUUUAGAGCUGCUUUACAGAACAAACAAAAGAAACGAGGCACAAUUAAGUAAGUAAGUCAUUCAAAUGAAACAAAAAUGUUCUAUCUUUAUUUUGCUCUGCUGCUGCCUCAUCUCAUUCACUGAGGCUGACCAGUGAGAAUGUUUUAAGUGGCUCGCUUCAGAUUAAGGCAGAAAAACAAAACUUGUGUAUUUUUUAACCCUAACCUUGCCUCACGUAGCCUGCUAGAAAUGACUGAUAUUCAGUGUAGGCAGACACGAGGAAGAAGCAGGUGUUUGCCUUCACAGCUGCAGUUAUUUUUGCUUUCACCCCAAUAGCCUAGUUAUUCCCAUUUCUGGGUACAGCCGCACAGGGUGCAUGCUGACUGACAACUCCAUCAGAUUUACUGCCGUCAACAUAUCAUCAGCAUAUCUUUUGGACAUGUUACACACUACUCUGUAAAAGACUGUCACUCAUCCACACAGGGAGGGGCUCGAGGGGCCCCCUCGACCCCCAUCCCAGCCAUAGUGUCAGUGGUCAGCAGGUUGUAAUGGAGCAGCAUUUUCAUUCAUACACACACACUUGCAAACAAACAGGGUAGUUCGGCCUUUUGGCCACAGGAUUCUGGUGCUUUCGCCUCUCUCGCUCCCUCUCUCCCCCUCUCUCUCUCUCUCUCUCUCUCUCUCUCUCUCUCUCUGUAAGGUACAGGGUGCUUUUUGUUUUUGUGCCACACAUACAGUAACUGAUCCUGAUCCCCCUCACCUUUUGUGGCUAACUUUUUUGUCCUCUUCUCUCGUUAGCAGAAUUUGGUGAAUGUGUUGAGGGAAAAUUUGCUGAUCUGAAAGAUUUGCCUUUUUUAAUAAAAAAAAAGAAGCCUAUGUGCUUUAAAGAAGUGGACCUGGAUAAGAGGGAUAAGUUUGAGAUGAUCUUUUUCCCAUGAUCAGUAUUGUCAAAUGACAAUCAUACAAUCACAGCAAAGGCAUUAAACCAAAUCUAAACCAAGAGUAGUCCCUCUUUAAGUAAAAUUAAAAAAAAAAAAUGAAUAUUCUAUCAGGAUUUUAAAAAAGGAAAUCAUUUUGUCAACAUUUAAUAUUGACUUUAUGAUGUGUUCUAGUGUUGGGAAAUGCCUGUGUGGUCUAAUGUUUAAAAAAUCACUCAUGGACAAAUUGGCAACUUAACAGGCCUAUUUUAAAAAAAAUUCUAGUCAAGGAGAAAAAAUCCAGUUAAAAUCAGACUUACACUACAACUCAAGUACCUUUUAUAAAAGUGCAACAAUCUAAGAACUAUACAUUGAUUGUGGCUUUCACCAUCCUAAUCCGACUCUAUUUGCAUGCACUAAACACUUGUCAGUUCAUAUAGGCAUACCAUUUCCCAAACCAUGGAUUGAUCAAAAGUGACAUUGCAUUCAGGCUGUUAUUAAAGAAGAUUAUUGUUACUGUGGCCUCUGUGGUGGUCUGACCUAACCCCCCACAGGCGUGAACUCUGUUCCAAUGUCAGAAAAAUGUCAUCUGUAAACUGAAACAACAGCAGAAGUGAUUUUCUAUUCUUUGUCGCCCCUCCAUGGUCUGGCAGAGCUAUGACAUUAAUGCACCUCUAUACUACCACUGAUGGAAAAACAAUGAACAUUCUGAGACCAUUUGAAUUCAAAUGAACAUAUUUGAACAAAACUGCCACAAUAUUAGAGAAGUGUUUUUAAUUUUCUGGCCUGUUAUUGAAGUUGUGGCUUUAUGUUGAAGAACAUAAAGCAGCAAAAGAGCCUUCCUCAGUAUGACGUGGAACAUUAUUUGGUACCUAUCUGCUUCCUGGUCUUGGGUUAUGAAGAGGCUCUGACUGUUUUGUUUAACUUGCUUCUCACCCUAAAUGUUUCAGUUUUCAAAUUUAUAUUCUAAAUAACAGCACCCCCAAUAAAUCAAUAUACAAACUUUGUAUGGGUGAGUACUGUUGCUACUGUCCCUGAACGAAGAUCUUUUUUUGUAGCUCAUUACAAAUGACACAAAUCUUAAAGCUUUACUCCCGCUAACAGAUCUGUCUCAGAGUGGAAGGUUCAUGAGAGUAAUCGAGGAGAUUAAAUGUGAAAGUAUGCUAUUUUGCAUAAUCCUGUUGCCACUGAUAUCACCUUUGAUACAUGUAAGUAGACAGUAUUGUCACUAGUGGUGUAUUUAUACAAAAGGUGCACAAGAAAUGCUCCUUCCUGUAAAACUAAAUGACAGCUGAACACUUCCAGCCAUUUAGAUGUCUUGAGUGUUGUGUUUGAUUGUAAACACGUUUAGCCUUUCCUUCCUAACUUCUCCUUUUCAUCCUUGUGUGCUGUCCUAAUCCCACUAAAAUCAAAAGUGCCAACCCAAAGUUAACAUUUACAAGUUAUGUCCAAGCCAGGAAGAAGGAAUUUUUAAAGAGAUUAAAGAGAUUGGUGAGAUUUUCUCUUUCAGGUUAUGGCCCAAAACAAAAAGAGAGAAGAAACUCAGCCAUGUAUAAAUGUAUCAGUGACUUCCUGCCACUGAAAUUAACAUUGACGUCAAACUGCUUCUGAGUUAUGUCUAUUAUGAAUAUACAUAACGCAAUCAGAUAGCAGGGAACGCAGCAUCAUGUCAAAAAUGUACUGUUGUUCAAAGUAGAAUAUGUCUGAUAGCCAUAAAUAAGAUUGGCUCUUGGCUCUGGCAGGAUAUGAAAAAGCAUGGCUGGAACAUAAAUGAAAAAACAGACGUAAACAUUUGGUUGUCAAAUCCUCUAAAUAUGUGAAGGAUUUUCUUGUAUUCCCAUGGUUGUUGUUUUUCUACGACACAUUUAGGAGUUUAAAUCUCCACCACUGCUCCCUGAAGGAGACUUCCUUAUUGAUAUGUUUAAUUAUUUAUUCCUCUGUAGCCUAACCUCUCAGACUCACAAAUAAUUAUGUCCAAAAAAAAAGCCUCGCACCUUAACCAGUGCAUCCCCACCUUACCCCCAACCCUCCCUCUCUGUUUGUUAACACUGAUUAUGUUUGUGGACUCUCACAGACAUUGUUUGUAAAACUAAGAAUUCUGCAGCAGAAUAUUUUUUGGAGACAAUUGCUGUACAGUAUUUGUAAGCUCUAUUUUUGUAUAUUGCUAUUUUGAAGAAAAUAAUAUGAAUUUCUUUUCUUUUCUUGUUUUUGCUAAUUUCAUGUAAAUUCAUUUUAAGAAAAUGUUGCAUGUGACUGACUUGACUUGUAAAUAAAAUUUCCAAGCUUUGGAAAGA